AUGAAAAGCAUUCCUACAAGCUCCCCUUCAACAACAUCUUUGUUCAUCAAACUCCUAACACUCUCUCUUGUCUGUUCUGCAUGUCUUUGCAAAAUUCAUGUUGACAUCUCCAACCAUCUGCCCGAUGGAUCGCCUCCUCUAACCGUCCGUUGCCAAUCGGGAGAUGAUGAUUUAGGAUACCAUGAAUUGUACCCAAAUCAACCGAGCUAUACUUGGGGAUUCGGGCCUUCAUGGUUUGCAACCACUCUGUUCUUUUGUCACUUCUGGUGGGACGGAAAGGAUGCGGUGUUUGAUGUGUAUAAUGAGGACUGGGGAGUCUACUAUUGUGCUCGGUUCAUACAGAGUGGGCGUUAUUCGAAGAAGGUAUCAGAUACGUGUUAUUGGCAAGUGAAGUCUGAUGGCAUCUACUUGAGCAAAACAAGUGAUCUUGUUAGCAGCGAGGGACCAUGGCUACAAAUGCAUAAAUGGGGAGACAAAUGA
Molecule: messenger RNA, 480 nt
Organism: Daucus carota subsp. sativus
Lineage: Eukaryota; Viridiplantae; Streptophyta; Magnoliopsida; Apiales; Apiaceae
Product: S-protein homolog 29
Exons: 1
Coding region: 1-480 (159 amino acids)
Source: RefSeq, a predicted model, not a curated record